CGCCCGCUCGCCGCCUCCUCGCCGUCCUCCGCUGCUUGUUGGUUAUUAAAAGUAACCAGGCUGUCAGGCCCGUCCCUCUGGCCAGAUGGAUCCCUGUACCCCGAAGCCCCUCGCGGAAACCGCCGGCAAAGACAUAUGGCAUCCAGGAGAAAGAUGUCUUGUGCCUUCUCCAGAUACUGAAAAACUUUGUGAAGCAAGCAUAAAAUCUGUCACAGUUGAUGAAAAUGGGAAGUCAUUUGCAGUUGUCUUAUAUUCAGAUUUUCAAGAAAGGAAAGUACCUCUUAAAAGACUUCAAGAAGUAAAAUCUGUUAAAGAUUGCUCCAGGAAUUUCAUAUUUGAUGAUGAAGAUUUAGAAAAACCUUAUUUCCCAGAUCAAAAAUUUCCAUCAUCUGCUGUUGCUUUUCAAUUGUCUGAAGAUGGAGACUCCAUUCCUUAUACUAUUAAUAGAUACUUGCGAGACUAUCAAAGGGAAGGAGCCCAGUUUCUUUAUGGACACUUUAUCCAAGGGAGAGGGUGUAUUCUUGGUGAUGACAUGGGACUUGGAAAAACAGUGCAGGUUAUGUCAUUUUUGGCCGCAGUUUUGCAUAAAAAGGGAACUCGUGAGGAUAUUGAAAAUAACAUGCCAGAGUUUUUACUAAGAAGCCUGAAAAAGGAACCCCCUUCUUCUAUAGCAAAAAAGAUGUUCUUAAUAGUUGCUCCUCUUUCUGUCCUGUACAACUGGAAAGAUGAAUUGGACACCUGGGGUUAUUUCAGAGUCACUGUAUUACAUGGUAACAAGAAAGACAAUGAACUGAUUCGUGUAAAGCAGAGGAAAUGCGAGAUUGCUCUAACAACUUAUGAAACACUGCGCUUAUGUCUGGAUGAACUUAACAGCUUGCCAUGGUCAGCUGUCAUUGUGGAUGAAGCUCACAGAAUCAAGAAUCCAAAAGCUAGAGUAACAGAAGUUAUGAAAGCUUUAAAAUGUAAUGUUCGCAUUGGCCUCACUGGAACCAUUCUUCAGAACAACAUGAAAGAACUGUGGUGUGUUAUGGACUGGGCUGUGCCAGGACUAUUAGGUAGCAGGAUCCAGUUCAAGAAGCAGUUUUCUGAUCCAGUAGAACAUGGUCAGAGACACACAGCAACAAAAAGAGAACUAGCUACUGGCCGAAAAGCCAUGCAAAGGCUUGCAAAAAAGAUGUCAGGAUGGUUCCUGAGGCGUACAAAAACUUUAAUCAAGGAUCAGUUGCCUAACAAGGAAGACCGGAUGGUGUAUUGUUCUCUGACGGAUUUUCAGAAAGCUGUCUAUGAAGCAGUAUUAGAAACAGAAGAUGUGACUUUGAUACUUCAAUCCUCUGAUCCUUGUACCUGCAGCAGUGGCCGAAAAAGGAGGAAUUGUUGUUAUAAGACCAAUUCACAUGGUGAAACAGUGAAAACCUUGUAUUUCAGUUACCUUGCUGUCCUUCAGAAGGUAGCUAACCACGUCGCAUUACUACAGGCUGCAAGGACAUCCAGACAACAGGAAACACUGAUCAAAAGGAUAUGUGAUCAGGUAUUUUCCAGAUUCCCAGAUUUCGUGCAGAAAAGCAAAGAUGCAGCCUUUCAAACACUUUCUGACCCAAAAUACAGUGGGAAAAUGAAGGUCCUUCAGCAGCUUUUAAACCAUUGUAGGAAAAACAAAGAUAAAGUUCUUCUCUUCUCCUUUUCCACCAAGUUGCUUGAUGUGCUGCAGCAAUACUGUAUGGCAUCUGGGCUUGAUUACCGACGACUUGAUGGAAGUACAAAAUCAGAGGAAAGAAUCAAGGUUGUGAAAGAGUUCAACAGUACACAAGAUGUUAACAUUUGCCUUGUCUCCACAAUGGCUGGUGGACUAGGCCUCAAUUUUGUUGGUGCCAAUGUUGUUGUAUUAUUUGACCCUACUUGGAAUCCAGCCAAUGAUCUUCAAGCCAUUGACAGAGCAUAUAGGAUUGGGCAGUGCAGGGAUGUGAAAGUGUUUAGGCUGAUAUCCUUGGGAACUGUGGAGGAGAUCAUGUACUUACGACAGGUAUACAAGCAGCAACUUCACUGUGUGGUGGUUGGAAGUGAAAAUGCCAAGCGAUAUUUUGAAGCAGUUCAAGGAUCAAAAGAGCAUCGAGGAGAGCUUUUUGGGGUCUCUAAUCUCUUCAAAUUAAGGUCCCAAGGGUCUUGUCUUACGAAGGACAUCCUGGAGAGAGAAGGCCAAGUGGAAGCAGGGAUCCUGACAGCUACAACAUGGUUGAAAGAGGAGCCUCCAGGACACAAACUAGAAACACCUAGAGAGCCUGACUGUCAAGAACACAGAGGUCCAGAACAAUCUGUAGAACCACUGGCAAAAGAAGCAUGUGGUCUCUGCAGUGAUUUUAGCGAUGAUGAAUCAGUGGAAAACUCAAGAGUAAAGCCUGCUAAAAAUAAAGCAUCUGACUCAAGUAAAGCUUCAGGGUCUUCUGGACAGCUUACCUUACUCCAGUGUGGUUUCUCUAAAUUGCUUGAGACAAAAUAUAAAGCAGUUGAGGAUAGCGAUAAAAACAUUGCAUCUGACGAUGAAAGUUCUGAUGAACAGCCCACAUGCCUUUCAACAGAAACCAAAGAGGUUGGUUGUCAGAAAAGUCAAGACUCUCUUGGUACUUCAGAACAUCAAAAAUUAGCUAACAUCCUGAAUCCAAAUAAAAACUGUACUUUUGAUAAAAGUGAGAAGAUUUUAGAGCAGAACAUUUCUUCCAAGUCUGAUGAUGAGAAAAAUUUAAAAAAUACAGCUGACCACCAUUGCAUUUUACAGAAUGCCACAGAAUCAGAAGAUAGUGAUGUCAUCUUUCCCACACAAUAUGCAAUUCAGAAAUUUUCUAUGAAUAGUACAGGGCUUCAGCCCCUUGUCGAUGGAUCUGAAGAUUCUGAAACAGAAAACCCUGUAAAAAUAAGAAAUGAUGGUGAAGAUAGAAACACUGAUGUCAGAGGAAGUGGACUAAUUUCAAAACAAUUAAGUCCUGAGAACAUGACCCUGAAAUCUGUUAUGAAAAGAAAAGGCAGUAGUGAUAUCAGUGAUGAGUCUGAUGACAUUGAAAUUUCCUCCAAGUCAAGAGUAAGAAAACAAAGAGCUACUAGUUCUUUGAAGUUCAAGAAGAGAAAGGAAAAUAAAAGGAAACUUUACACUUUUCCUAAAACAAUGAAGAAAGCAAACCAACUGUGUGCAACAGACAAAGAUUGUAACUCUCAGACUAUUGAUGACUUUCCAUCCUCAGAUGAUGAUUUUUCUGUUAGCCACAUCAGUUUCUCUAAACAGAGACUUAGACCAAAAACUAUAAAAGAUAGAAUCGAUUUCUCUUCAAAAUUGCCUAGCCAUAAGAAAAAUAGCACUUUUGUACCAAGAAAAGCAAUGAAAUUUUCAAAUGAGAGAGUUGUCAAUCAAGAGCAGACGUAUGAAUCAAUGGAUAAAUUUUUAGAUGGUGUUCAGGAAGUGGCUUACAUUCACUCAAACCAGAAUGUUAUUGGAUCAAGCAAAGCUGAAAAUCACAUGAGCCGAUGGGCAGCACAUGAUGUGUUUGAAUUGAAGCAGUUUUCCCAGCUUCCUGCUAACAUAGCUGUUUGCACUUCUAAGACAUGUAAAGAAAAAAUGAAGGCAGAUACAUUGACACAUUCAAAGAAAGAACAACAAGCAAGUGAAGGAGGCAUUUCAUCUCCCCUUUACAUUUCACACCCUGUGAGCCAGAAGAAGAAAAAAGUCUACCGUACAGACCAGACCACCUUUAUAAUUGGAGAAACACCAAAAGGGAUCCGCAGAAAACAAUUUGAAGAAAUGGCUUCGUAUUUUAAUUUGUCUCCUAUAAAGGAAUUUGCUAACCAUAUAACUCAUGCCACAUCAGAAGAACGACAGAAAAUGCUAAGAGACUUUUAUGCUUCUCAGUAUCCAGAGGUAGAAGAAUUUUUUGUGGAUUCUGCUGUAGAAAUCAUUAAACCCGCCUGUGAGGAAGGAAAGAGAGUCAGGAGUAAGUCUGAAAAGAGAGAACCUCUUAUAAGAGAAAGGCUUCCAGAUUCUGAAACUUUGUCAUUUAAAGAUUCAACCAAAAAAACUCAAAUUUGCAACCCAAAAACAUGUGAAGAAAAAUCAAUUAAGCCUCAGAAUCAUGGUUUCUGUAAAGAGGUGCUUUCUAAUGAUGCAGAAACUAAGAAAUUACCUCUAAGCUCUACCCAAGAGACUGACAAUGGGAAAAACAGCCAAGUAUCCAAAGAUACUAUAGCAUCCAGUUUCCUGAACAGUAAGUCUGGAGCAUAUGAGACAAAGUUAGAAAAUACCAUGAAAGAACAGCAGGACCUCACAAAAAUGGGCAUUUCAAGAAAUGGGCCCCUUUUCAAAGUGGAAAACAAAAAGAUAGAAAAUCCAGUGUUAGAAAACUCUUCUGUGGUAGGUUUACUCGGUGACACCUCUAUUCUUGAUGACCUCUUUAAAAGUCACGGGAACAGUCCCACACGACUGCCAAAGAAAGUUCUUUCAAGGCCCAUGGAAAAAGCAAAACAGAGACCAAAAGAUUUCUGGGACAUCUUGAAUGAGCAGAAUGACGACAGUCUCAGUAAACUCACCGACUUGGCAGUGAUAGAGACUCUCUGUGAAAAAGUGCCCCUCGCUGCCGCCUCCAAAAGGAAAGAGGAGUUAGAAGCUUCUCUUUGGAAAUCAAAUGAGAACUUUUUGUGGAAAAAGUUUAACUCAAGUGAUUCAGAGGAAAACACAAGUAAUACGCAAGAAUAAACAUACAAAUGAAGUACUUCACAUCUGCUGUCAAUCUUUACAAUCCUGUGUUCCACACUAAUUAUGGUAACUUGAACACACUUGUCAACAUCUAUUUUUAAACUCUGGCUCAUUUUUUCAAGUCUAAAAUGUUUUUUUCAAGUCUAAAAUGUUAUCAUGUGUUUGUUUUCCUUGUUAUUUUAUCUGAUUUUUUUGAAAAUGUGAUUUUAUUAUAGUAUAAAUCUCUGUUAUGGAAUGGAAAAGAUUCUGUAUUUAUCAGGGGACCUGGGGCAUCUUGCUGUGUAAUUAUGUGGCCUGUGUAAGUCACUUACCCUGGAGUACAGCUGUUUGCUAAUAGGCAAGAUGAAGGGCUUGAACUUGAUCAACAUAAGCAUCUUUGUAAUUUAAAAAACUUUGGUUCACUCUCCCGAAUUCUGUUACCAUAUUUCCCCAUGUAUAAGAUGUACCUUAACUUUGGGGCCCGAAAUUUGAAAAAAAAUGUAUUAUAUAAA
This is a messenger RNA of Hipposideros armiger (great roundleaf bat), 5223 nucleotides long. RefSeq names its product ERCC excision repair 6 like 2 (gene ERCC6L2). The transcript is spliced from 19 exons. Gene Ontology annotation, molecular function: ATP binding. The record is from RefSeq and is a predicted model, not a curated record. NCBI's taxonomy places the organism in Eukaryota, Metazoa, Chordata, Mammalia, Chiroptera, Hipposideridae. The coding region runs from base 86 to 4732 and encodes 1548 amino acids.